UGAUCUUCGGUCAGCCAAUCAGCGUCUAAUGCCACUCCGGCAACACGCAGAGGUCUCGCACGAUGUUAUUGUAAGCCAUUUCAUUUGAGGAGCUGAACAGACAUCAUCCAGCAGCUUUCCCGGUGGACUGAAUAAAACGCAUCAAUAUGACUCUGCAGGCGGAAUUUGAUCAGGUUGCUGGAGAUGUGAAGAAAGUGAAGACUCGCCCUGAGGACCAGGAGCUGUUGGACCUUUAUGGCCUCUACAAGCAGGCUACCGUUGGGGACAUUAAUACAGACAAGCCUGGAGUGAUGGACCUGAAAGGAAAGGCUAAAUGGGACGCAUGGAAUUCCAGGAAAGGAAUGUCCAAAGAUGAUGCAAUGACAGCUUACAUCACAUUGGGGAAGGAGAUCAUCAACAAAUAUGGAAUGUAAUGUAAAAGAAUUAACAGGGUAGUCUAUGUCAAAUUUAUUUUGAAUAAUGCACCUUUACCUACCGAAAUAACAUCAAGAUUAAUAUAUGUAGAGGAAAUCUAGAUAUUUUUUCACCCAAAAUAUCUAACCUUAAAGACAAGCUGAAUUAAAUUCUUCAUAUCCAUACGAACACGUCUUAUUCCAUACAAUUAGUAAAAUUGUAAUACUUGCGUAUUUUCACACCAAAGCUUUUUCAGUACACUUACAUCAUAUCAUGGAACCCUUAAUUUUCAGCUUGUAUGUAACUUUAUUUUAACAUUCUUCCAUUGUUACAUUUUAAUACUGCAUUGAUUUGGACUGUUUUGUUCAAUUGUUAUGGAUUAAGUUAUUAAAAUGAGUUUAAAUUAAGUCAAAUGUAUCAGCCAGAGACAGAGAGGGGUUGGGGUUGGGAAUGUCCUGAAAAUAAAGUUUUAACUUGCAUUA
This is a messenger RNA of Conger conger (European conger), 875 nucleotides long. RefSeq names its product acyl-CoA binding domain containing 7 (gene acbd7). The record is from RefSeq and is a predicted model, not a curated record. The transcript is spliced from 4 exons. Lineage: Eukaryota; Metazoa; Chordata; Actinopteri; Anguilliformes; Congridae. Bases 147 to 413 code for a protein of 88 amino acids. Gene Ontology annotation, molecular function: fatty-acyl-CoA binding. Gene Ontology annotation, biological process: fatty acid metabolic process.